AUGGACGAAAUCCUCAAAGAGGCCAGCGAAGCACGUAAGUUCAGCAUCUCUUUGGCCCACCUCGACUACAGCGACGACUUGGUCGCCCAGAUGAAGAAGCACAGUGUCAAACUCGAGACCAUCUAUGCCAAACUCCAAGAUUUGAAGAAGCGCGGGGUGAAAAACAACGCGAGCUUUGAGAAGUUCUACUCCAUCUUUGAGGCGAUGAAUCAGUGGUACAAGAAAGCCGAGGCCAUUCAGAUAUUCGGGCGUCUGCCAAAGCCCUUCAGCCAAUCCAGCAUCGCGACCAGCACCUCCACCGCUUCGAGUCUACGCAAGCGCAAAUUCGACGACAUGCAACACAGCGAGGUGGGUGAAGAGUUCAUACGUAUGCUGGGUACUGGACGAGCAACGGUGGCACAAAUCGCUGAUUUGGCUAGGGCUGCUGUUUCGGACGGGCUGCCGCUGGAAGCUGUGAAGGCAUUCGCUUCGUUGGGAGGGGAGGGCAAGCAUCCUUCCAAUCAAGAGCGCGACUUGCACAACUGGCUGAAGCGGCUGUUUGGUUUUGAACUAGAGAUGUACAACGUCUUGAUGGAUGUUAAUGUUGAACACGAGGACGAGCCCCAGACAGUGGAGAUUCCGUUCCUCCUUCCGCACGAGAUUCUGCAUUGCUUGUACAACUCAGGCCGUGAGCAGUUUGCCCGCUCAAUGACUGGUGGGCGCACUGGUGCUGAGAUGAAGAGUUUCUGGAUGCAUGCAAUGCAGCAUACUGAGUGGAAAGAUCAUCCAGUACUCAAUGAUCCGAAAAAUGAUUUAGAAAGAGUUCUGCCGGUUGUUUUUCACGUGGACGGAGCAGAGUUCUACAAGAACAACGAAUAUGUUGUUUGGUCAAUGAGCUCUAUUCAUGCAAAGGCUGAUGUGUGGGAUUGCAAGAUGCCGCUUUGCAUCGUCCCGCACGUGGCUAUGAGGGAUGACUCCGUGGCAGCGCACGUUCACAAACGUGUUGCGGAAAUACUAGCAUGGAGCAUGGAGUGUGCAGCGACCGGUUUGGGACCCACCGUUGGCGAAGACGGGCUACCUUUUCAGAGUGCUUGGAGGCAUCGAUUGAAGGGACAGGUUUUGUCCGGCGGUUUCAAGCUAGCAUACACUGGCUUCAAAGCGGAUAUGAAAGCACGCAUGCAGGCCAACCGCUUUGAAAGAUACUACAACUGUGAUUUGAUUUGUGAACAAUGCUUCGCCGAGAAGGCGAAACCAGAGAAAACGUGCCCUUUCACCGACUUCAGCGAAGGUGCACCCCACAGGCUGACCCGUAUUAGUCAUACAACUUAUAUGCGCACGGCGUUGGAAGUGUCACCAUGGGCAUGCAUGCCUGGCUGGAACUUGCACACGGUUCUAUUGGAUAUGAUGCACAUUCUUUAUUUGGGUACGCUUCGGGUCAUGAUUUCUUCGUGCAUCGUGUUCUGGAUACGCUUCAAUGCUCUGGGUGGUGGCACCAUUGCUCAGCAACUUUUGCGCUUGUCGUCCGAGAUGAAGAAAAAGUGUCGCGAGAAUGGGAUACGAAUGAAUGUCCGCAGCUUCACUCCGAGCAAUAUUGGUAUUGGAAGUUCUAUGAACGAAGAUCCUGAACUCUGUUCAACCUUCAAGGCAGCUGCUAUAAAGUCUUCACUGUGGUUCCUGGCUUGGAAAGCCGAAGAGAUUUCGAAAGCGCAACCGGAGGUUCUGCCCCUGAAGUUCGUGUCGGUCUGCGUUUGGUCGAUUCAUUCUGCCAUUGUGCAGCUGGACCACGCUGCAUUAGUUAUGGACGAGGACACCUCAAAGGUAUCAUACCGACAUAUUCGACGUCAUCUCACUUGUUGGCAGUGGCUGUCGACCUUCUCGCAAUCGCAAGGCUGGCGUCUGUGGAGACUGAAACCAAAGCACCAUUAUUUCGAUCAUGUUUCCGAUUUCAUUUUGAGAACACGGAUCAACCCGAGCAUCGGAGCGGUGUGGGAGGAAGAAUCUUUCUUAGGGCGUUUGAAGAAGAUAGCUGUCCGCUGCCAUGCAGCAACUGCGAUGAAACGUUUGAUGCAGCGGUAUCUACUGCUGAUGGGCCUGAGGCUCGAAGAGUCGCGUCGGGUUGCCCAGCGAACCUAG
This is a messenger RNA of Symbiodinium sp. CCMP2592, 2112 nucleotides long. The record is from the annotation of a GenBank genome assembly. NCBI's taxonomy places the organism in Eukaryota, Dinophyceae, Suessiales, Symbiodiniaceae.